UAUAGUUUUGAUAAGUUUAAUGAGCACGUUCGUUCAAGGACUUCAUAUUGAUAAUAGUAAUAAUGUGAUGGAGUAUGAUGAGCCAGCAUUUCAAGUUUUACAGUUCCCAUUACCUUAUAACGAGUAUACACCGACACGACGAGAAAAACACAUCCAGAAAAAAGAUCUGUUAGAACCAGUUGCGAAUGACUUGAGUAUCGUUCCUGUGAUUUCUAACGUUCUCCGACUCUUUAAAGAUGGCAUCAAUUUCUUACUGCCAAACAUACCCAUUGUAUUAUUUGGGACAGUUGCAGCAUUUGGUGCUUGUGCACUGACUCCAAUAUGCAAUACGCGAAUUUUGGAUAUGCUACCGACGGCAGAUGAUCUUCAGAACAUAUACAGAAACCCAGAACGAUUGACUAGGGCUGCUGAGUUCGUGGAAACUGCUAUAAAAAAAUUUCAGGAUUUGAACAAAUAAUUACCUACAGGAUAACGCAGAAUACUACGACUUUAAUACAUAACUCAGUAUAAUCAUGUUUUUAUUGCGAUUUUUACCAACUGAAAUAAUCGAUAAGAAAUACUCUCCGAUGUAUUUUUUUUGUUUCCAACAGUAUUAACCUAUAACCUAAAACCUACCUUCAAAGAAUUUGAAUUAUAUUCUGCGUAAUUAGUUGUUUUCUUAACGAACAAAGUAAUAUUUAGUUUCAUACAUGAUAUCAUAUCGAGUUAUUUUUGUUAUAAUGACUCAGUAUUGUGGUUAGUAGAAUGUGACUAAUGGCAUGCAAUAAUUUGUCUUUUCUUCAUUUUAAAAGGAUUAUCGGUAUUAUACGGUGUACCGUAGUGCUCAUUUCUUAGCACAUAGUUAAUUUAAACGUCAGUAAUAUGCUUUUAAAAAGUGAAAGAACAAAGAUUAAACAAUUAUAAAUCCACGUCACACGAGACAUCCGCUCUCCAAGGAGCACGCUUCAUUCGAUUACUGAGACUUAGGUCAUUGAAAUAAAACGGCCAAUGUGUCAUUGCCUUAUCUUGUAGCAGAGCUGUUUUUAGUGAAUUCCGACAGAUGCAUUUUCGCACUCACUCGGUAUCGGACGGUUAUCACACGCGUCAGAAUCCACCAAAGUAAUUGUUAUCAAGAUAUCAGAACAGUGUUAAUUGGGUGACCCAUGCGAUCGGUUGCAUUUUAAAUAUGGGAAAUUCUAAGAGUAAGAAAAUGAAAAUUUCUACCGACACGACUGUCGAAGAAUCUCACGAACGUAUCAAUACUAUAAAGACGGAAUCUCUGGAUAGCGCGAACAAAAAUAAUGAAGUGGAAAUCGCCUCAGAGCAAAUUGAGGAGAAAAAUAAUGAUAAUGCAAGCAGUGCCUCGACAGUGGAAGUGUUAGACGAUAAGUGAUUUUAUCAGCUGAUUUUAUACCUGUGUCAUAUUUGUUUUAUGUGUUUUAAAUUAAAAAAAAAUAUUUGAUU
Pieris rapae (cabbage white) is the source of this 1443-nucleotide messenger RNA. RefSeq lists its product as uncharacterized. Lineage: Eukaryota; Metazoa; Arthropoda; Insecta; Lepidoptera; Pieridae. The record is from RefSeq and is a predicted model, not a curated record. The coding region runs from base 20 to 457 and encodes 145 amino acids. The transcript has 3 exons.